AUGAGGCAGAACAACACUUUUCUGAGGCUAUGCAUCGGGCUUCUCCUGUCGAUUUGUCUCCUAGCAUCUCUCAUCCAGGCGUCACCUCUUCCACAGGAUGUUUCAGGGCCGACGCAAGCUCUCGAGGCCAGAGGCAAGAUCAAAGAGAACCUGAAAACCCUAUUUAAGCCAGCCAAGAAGGGAAAAUGCAAGAACCCCCAGAAUGAGCUCCAGACCACCUCAACAUCAAAUUUGGAAAAUCUCUGGAACAGUAUCCAAUCCAAAACUCAGACCGGACAUGCGGAUUCAUGGGCCUUGGACCCGAACAAGCCCCAAAGAUUUGCCCCAACCGAAUUCUUUGGCUGCACCAUUGUGACCAUCAUGAGUAGUCGUGCAGUUGUCAUCGGUCACUUUGCGGAAGAAAACCACCGUGAAAAAAUAUUAACCAAUGAGGAAACGGUUGAGAACACCAUCAUUGAAAGGUUGGAGGACAAGUUGAACGGGAAGCCAUGGACAACCGAUGCAGUGGCUUACAUACUGUAUAAGCCUCAGGGACCCUCUGCCCCACCUGGAAUUAAAAUGAUCCAAGAUACACUGAAAGAGAUGAAUUUGCCGGCAGCCAAUAUCCACACAGAGACAUAUCGAGCUACUGGAGGGGCCUUGGCUGAUACCAGGGGUCCCAAGGGAAAGAUUGUGGUGGAUUGGACCAAGCGGAUUGGAGGAGGCAAUCGUAUAACAUACUACAUGCAAGAUGACACGCCUGUCUGGCAUCGCGACUACGAUGAGGACGGGAACGCUUGUGAUGCUCAAGCUCCAGCUGAGGAAGAGUGCGGUUAA
Molecule: messenger RNA, 816 nt
Organism: Aspergillus chevalieri
Lineage: Eukaryota; Fungi; Ascomycota; Eurotiomycetes; Eurotiales; Aspergillaceae
Exons: 2
Coding region: 1-816 (271 amino acids)
Source: RefSeq, a predicted model, not a curated record